Mesorhabditis spiculigera is the source of this 1413-nucleotide messenger RNA. The record is from the annotation of a GenBank genome assembly. NCBI's taxonomy places the organism in Eukaryota, Metazoa, Nematoda, Chromadorea, Rhabditida, Rhabditidae.
AUGCAGCCGGAUCGUGCCGAACUUGAGAAGCGUCUCGGAGAUGAAGCCCAUCUCCUGCGCUUCUGGGAUGAGCUGGAGCAGCCGCAACGCGAAGCCCUGGCCGCACAGAUUGCCGAGAUCGACGUCGCGCAGUGCCAAGAAGCCUUCACCACCUCUGCGAACAUCCACGUGCCCAACCUCGACAAUGUGAAGCCAGUGCCCGCCGAUCGCUACAUCGUCUCCAGCAAGCUGCCCUCCGAGGAGCGUGAACGGCUGACGAAGCUGGGCCUGGAGGCCAUUUCUCGUAACGAGCUGUGCGUGUUGGUGCUGGCUGGUGGUCAGGCAUCUCGCCUUGGCAGCGCUGAACCGAAGGGCACAAUCCCGCUCGGAUUGGCUUUUCCCGAGGGUUCCGUCGCGCAAGGGGACAGUCUCCUUUCGAUUCAGGCGGCCAAGAUUCGUUGUCUACAAGACUUGGCAAGCCGCACGUUCCCGGGCACGCACGGCAAGAUCCAAUGGGCCGUGAUGACAUCUGCUGGUACGAAGGAGGCCACUCUGAAGCAUUUGGAGAAGAUAGUCCCCGCUAACGGUCUCUCCAUUGAUGACGUAACCGUGUUCAGCCAGGCCAACAUCCCUGCCUUCUCGAUGGAUGGCAGCCUGCUGCUUUCGAAGAAGGGCGAAGUCUGCACAGCACCAAAUGGCAAUGGAGGCAUCUACUCGGCGCUCUCUCAUCAUCUGCCCAAGCUGCGCCAACGCGGCGUCAAGUACCUUCAGACUUAUUGUGUCGACAACAUUCUCUGCCGCGUCGGUGAUCCAACAAUGCUGGGAAUGGUAAUUGACAAGAAAGCCGACUGUGCCGCCAAGACGUUGGAGAAGAUUCCCGGCGAAUUGAUCGGAAGUAUCACCAUCGAGGACGGAAAGCCCCGCGUGACCGAAUAUUCCGAGUUGGGCAAUCUUGAAUCGAAGACUGGACCUGAUGGGAAGCUCCUCUAUCGUGCCGGCAGCAUCGCCAUCCACUUUUUCACGAUGGACUUCCUUGAAAGUUUCUGCACGGCCGACUUCCAUCUGCCAUACCAUCGCGCCCUCAAGAAGAUUGCCCACUUCGACCAAAACGGCCACCUCGUCACCCCGAAAGAACCGAAUGGCAUCAAGCUCGAGCAGUUCAUCUUUGACGUCUUCCCCCUCAGCAGCAAUUUCUAUGCUUGGGAGGCGGUGCGCGAAGACGAGUUCUCGCCGCUCAAGAAUGCCGAGUCGACGGGGAAGGACUGUCUGUCGACGUGCGUCCGCGAUCUGGCCGCCCAAUCGCGACGGUGGCUUGAAGCUGCCGGUGCGGAAGUGGAUUCCAUUGACAAGAUCUUCGUGGCGGCGGCCCGUUCGUAUUCUGGCGAGGGUCUCGAGAAGCUGGCAGGUCAGAAGGUCGCUGGGCCCCUCGUCCAA